Molecule: messenger RNA, 3462 nt
Organism: Trichobilharzia regenti
Lineage: Eukaryota; Metazoa; Platyhelminthes; Trematoda; Strigeidida; Schistosomatidae
Source: the annotation of a GenBank genome assembly
ACUAGCCUGGAAUGUCUAACGAAGUCUUAAACUUCAAUAUCUCCACCUAUUUCAAAAGAUACAAGGUGUCUUACAUCCCACUCCUUAAACAGUAAUGUCAGACACAGAAUUGGAUGUUGAACAACCUAAGCUUUGAGGAAGUGGUAAGCCGGAACAUUUAAUUACUGGCAAUGGAGGCGCUGAUAGAAAAAUGUACUUCAGAGAAAAAUACACAAGAUAAUUGGGAUCUAAUCUUAGAAGUAUGUGAAAAUUACGCCAGUAAAGAUCCGAAAACUUGUGUAAAAACUAUCUGUAAACGUAUAUUUCAUAAAAAUCCAAAUGUAUCUCUUCGUGCAAUAACAUUGUUAGACGCAUGCAGUCAAAACUGUGGUAAAACAUUUAAUCGUGAACUUGCUUCAAAAGAUUUCUGUCAAACGAUAAAGAAGAAUUUUUCGACUUUACAACGUAUUCCAAGUCUGAAAUUGAUUGAAAUAUUUAAACGAUGGGCGGAUGAGUUUAAAAGUGACUCAGAAUUAGCUCUAGCAGCUAGUUUUUACAGUUGGGCUAAUAAUGAACAUGUGGAUCUUGUAAAACAAGUGAUGGAAGAAAAACAGUUAACUAAACUUGGUCAAUCACGUCAACUUGUGGCUCAGUUACAGGCGAAAGAAGAAAAGGAUCUAGCUGAAGCAAUCGCUUUGUCAUUAAAAGAGACUACCGGCGCUUCUACAGUCUCGCGUUCAAACAAUCCACCUGUCGCCAGUAGUUCAUCAAAUGAAAAGUCAAGUUUGUAUCCAACACGUGCUCAACUUUCAUUCAACAUUGCUAGUGCUGCUGGUGGCGCUACCGCUGCUGGAUCCUCUUCAAGUUACUUAACAUCACCUACUGCUCCUAAGACAGUGACGCGUAAUUCUAAACGUUAUGUCAAAGCUCUGUAUGAUUUUGAAGCAGCUGAAGACAAUGAAUUAACCUUUAAAGCUGGUGAACUAAUCCUCCUCUUAGAUGAUUCUGAUGAAAAUUGGUGGCUUGGCAGUAAUCAUCGUGGGGAAGGCCUGUUUCCAGCACAAUUUGUAAAACAACUAUCAGACACAGAUAACGAUGAUGAUGAUAAGAAGGUUAGUCAGUCAACCUCCAGUGAUGCGAAUCAUCAAAAGUCAACGAAAAUUCUUCCUCAACAGUUGGAUGAACGAAAAAUCGAUGAAUGCCUACGACUGAUUACAACUGUUGAUCCAACUGGAGAAUUUCUCCAAGAUCCACCAGAGUUGAAACAACUUGAAGCAGAGUGUACAGCAAUGCUGCCGCUUGUUGAUCCAGAAUUGAAAUUAAUCGAUAAACAGAUGAUAAUGCUUACUGAAUUGAAUCAACGUCUAGUGGAUGCUUUUCAGUUGUAUCAUGACAUUAUGUCACAUCAGAAUGCUUCUACUGCAAAUGCCUAUUAUGCUACUGCUAAUACUCCUGCUACUGGGAUGAUGAAACCGCCACCGCCCCCAGUAAUGUAUAUGCCGAAUUCUGCCAACAUGUUUCCAUAUUCACAACCUGUAGGCAUACCUCCUAAUAAUUAUGUAGUCAAUUCUUCGAAUACUCUCCCUAUGAACUUUGCACAUAUGUGCGGCAGUUCAAGUCUCCACACUCCAUGUAGCACACAAAGCAAGAGAAGAAAGUGGAAGAAAUGCAUAAUAGAGACACGAGUUCAUAGCUCAAAGGAUAAAUCAAUUACUUCUAACUUGCAGACAGAACGCCUUGCUUAUGUGAGAGUAACCAGAAGCUUCAAAUCUAGAUCAGACUAAACAAGGUUUCCUGCUGUGAUAUCUCCUCCAACUAUCGAAAAUCCAUUCAAGGUGCAUUAUCGUGCUAGCCAAUUAUCAUUGACGCCAAUUGAUAACCACAUUGCAAAGUUCACCGAUAGAAUUAAUUUUCAAAAGUUUGUUUUUCCAAGAAUUUGAUUUGUUUCAACCACUGAAAACAGGGGUGUACUGGAGACGCAGUUUCAUCCUAGUUCCGUACUCUUCAUCGGUACGCAUCUUCUGGACUUCGAAUCCGAGACCUUGUGGGUACACAGCGACCUCGUAGACCAUUCAGCUACUGGGACCCAUGAAUUCCAACUUCUGUCCAUUUAUGAGGUAUGUAGCGCAAUCGCCAGCCAAUGUCAUAGGCGAUUUGGUGACCCUGUUGGUUACGACUUCUCGCUAGAGGCCCAGGUAACUUCCUGUGCGGAGCCAGUCACUAGCGUGUAUCAGAUUAAUGGUCAAAUGUUGCUUUACAGAGAUCUAAUUGGUUGUGAAGACUGGCAGUAGUCUUAAUUCAUAGGCCGUUGAAUAACAUCUCAUUAGCGGAAUAGUCUACAAGUUCGCCUUGUAACUAGAAGAUCCUUGAUCCGAAGUUUUGGGCUGUGUUUGCCGAUGAAGAGUGCAGAAUUAAGGUGAAACAGCUGUCUAGCAGUAUUAUCCACUUUUUCUAUGGUUCUCUAACUAAAGUUAGUCUGUGAUCAAACCAGUGAGUAAUCAAAUACCUGCUGACUAACAUUCGAUAAAGUGUUUUUUCUUCUAUUUGUGAGUAAUUAGAAGAAAUUUAAUUCAACACCAAAGCGUUAUCCACUAGACCACUUGGGUCACAAGAGAACCACCUUUUGUGCAACAGGUCAUAUUAAUUGCGGAGGGGGGGGGUUGGACGACGAAAACUUCUCAAUUAAAUCAUCUAGGUCCGUAGAGAACACAACUAAAUCAAACGCAUUCAAUUGAGCUGUACAAAUCUUCUCGAUUAUUUGAUUAUAUAUGUUAUUUUGUAUGCAUAUUUUUCCCCAGAACGGAUCGAAUAUGCCUUCUGAAUCGAAUGGUGGAACCAUGAUGAUGCCUCCAUCCGACACACAAUCUGUGGCAACUGGUAUUUAUGCAAAUCCACAAACAGAAAAUUAUUCUGUUGGUGGUGGUAAUAUGGUACAGAAUAAUGUACCAGUGAAUCCAAUCCCUCAACAAUUCAUGCUACAACGACCUCCUUAUGGUAUGAAUCAGGCGGCGGCACCGGCAGCAUUACCACCCAAUGUUCCUCCACAGCAAAUGCCUUCCUAUCCACCGCCGGCUGCAAAUCUCUAUGGAGGUGAACACAGAGAAAACAGACGUAGGUGAUGAAGAUUCCUGGCCAAAAGCAACAGACAACAAUCAUCAGGAAUGGGAGAAAUUUGAAAAAAGCAACCUCCUUUACCUGCCUACUUGGGAAGGAUCGUUUCAACUACAGGUGGCGGAACUAACGAGGAUAUCAAAGCCAGAAUCGGAAAAGCAAGACAAGCUUUCAUUACUCUCAAAUCUGUGUGGAGGUCAACAGCACUCAGCAUGAAAAAUGAGAUCCGGAUUUUCAACUCCAAUGUGAAGUCAGUGCUACUUUAUGGAUCAGAGACAUGACACGUCCUGAAGAGCAUCUCAAACAAACUACAGACCUUCAUUAACAGUUGUCUUCGCUCAAUACUCAAGAUCAGAUGGCCGGCCAGAAAAG